Molecule: messenger RNA, 3522 nt
Organism: Thamnophis elegans (Western terrestrial garter snake)
Lineage: Eukaryota; Metazoa; Chordata; Lepidosauria; Squamata; Natricidae
Gene: LMOD1
Product: leiomodin 1
Exons: 3
Coding region: 157-1971 (604 amino acids)
Biological process (GO): muscle contraction; pointed-end actin filament capping; myofibril assembly
Cellular component (GO): striated muscle thin filament; myofibril
Molecular function (GO): tropomyosin binding; actin binding
Source: RefSeq, a predicted model, not a curated record
UUUCUCACAUGUAGCAUUUCAACACCUCUACAGUACCAGAAAAAAGAACCUGGUUUUGCAGAAAUCCCAACUCUGAUUUUUUUUAAGCUUGCUUUUUAAUAUAUAAAAGUACAUAUAGAUACACAUAUAUAGAGUGUAUUCUUGCAACCUGCCAAGAUGUCUAGAGUAGCGAAAUACCGACGGCAAGUCAGUGAAGAUCCAGAUAUUGACAACUUAUUAUCUACUUUAUCUCCAGAAGAGAUGGAGGAGCUAGAAAAAGAACUGGAUUCAUCUGAUACAGAUGGGAGCAUUCCAGUAGGCCUCGAGCAGAGAGAUAAAACUGACAAGCAAUUGAGUGGCAAAUACAAUCGAGAGGAAUCACUCAGCCACCGUGAAAAGGAGACCAAGAAAUUUAUUCCAAAGGAACAGUCAACGGAUGAAGCAAAGGCAAUAGAGAAGAAGAAAGAGGCAAAGAUUCCUGAAGACAAACGUAAGGAGCCUUACAGCAGAGAUCUGAAAAAAAGUAGAACUCCUGAUCUGAUAAAGGAAGGGAAAAAAGAAGAACAGGUCCAGAAAGCAAAUCAGAAGGGAAAAGAUGAAACAGACAGCAGUAAUAAAAUGGGACAAGCCAAAGAGAAAACCAGUAAGGAUGAAAAAAGGUUUUCCAAAGAGAAAGAAAAAUCCAUGGCAGCAGAUAAACGUGUAACAGGCCAAGUGAGAGGGGAAGAAAGGGGUAAACUGCUAAAGAGCAGGUCAGUAGAUGAUAAAGGAAGAGAAGACAAGGCAGCAGAAUAUAAGAGAGGGACUGGGUGGGACAGAAAGACUGAAGAUAAAAAGGAAUGGGAAAAAAUAGAAGAAAAAAGAUCAGCUUUAAAGCCAGUCUCAAAGAGAGAAGAUAAAAAAGAACCCACCAAAGCAGGAGAAAUAAGUUCAACUACAAAGCCAGGCUCAAAGAUUGACAACAAAGAGAAACUCUUGAAGGAUAGUAAAGGAAUUCCAGAGACAAAUGUCCCAAUUUUAGAGCAAGAGGACAUGAUCCAAGAGCCUCCUGAUAGCAGCCCCUCUAAACCUGCAGACAGUUCUUCAAGCCAGAGCAAGGAGGAUGAAGCCACCAGCAUCUUUGAUGAACCCUUGGAAAAGAUCAAGAAUAAUGACCCAGAGAUGGUAGAAGUUAACGUCAACAAUUCUGACUGCAUCAACAAUGAGAUCCUGGUACGCUUUGCUGAGGCCUUGGAAUUCAACACAGUGGUCAAGGUCUUUGCCCUGACCAACACACGUGCUGACGAUCAUGUUGCAUUUGCCAUUGCCAUCAUGCUAAAGUCCAACAAGACCCUGACAAGCAUAAACCUAGAUUCCAAUUAUAUCACAGGCAAAGGGAUCCUGGCCAUCUUCCGUGCGCUGCUGCAGAACAACACUCUGACGGAGCUGCGCUUUCACAAUCAGAGACAUAUUUGUGGAGGGAAGACCGAGAUGGAGAUAGCAAAGUUGCUGAAAGAGAACACCACACUGCUGAAACUGGGCUACCAUUUUGAAUUAGCUGGGCCACGCAUGACGGUCACAAACCUACUAAGCAGGAAUAUGGACAAACAGAGACAGAAACGCUUACAAGAGCAGAAACAGGCCCAGGAAAAGAUGGAGAAGAAGGACUUCCUUGAGGUGCCAAAGGCAGGAUGCUUGCCAGCUGGCUCACAAAAGAUUUCUCCAAAACCAUCCCCCAAAACCUCCCCAUGGUCUUCCCCUAAAGCUCCUCCUAAGAAAUCUGGAACCCCAGAUGCUCCUCCUCCCCCACCCCCAGCUCUAGCCCCUCCACCUGCUCCUCCCUUGAUUAAUGAAAACUUACGCUUGUCCCUUUCUCCGGCCACUCAGAGGAAGAUGGUAGACAAAGCACUUCCGCCUCAGGAGAAGAAUUCCAGAGAUCAACUUCUGGAUGCCAUUCGCUCUAUCAACAAGAAGCAGUUGAAAAAGGUGGAGGUUCCCAAGUUACUUCAAUAGUAGGGAGUGGAAUCUUGGACAGUGGAGAUUGCCAAGGCUGAAUCACUGAGUUUGUCUCUCGGGUGACUGUUUACAUGAGAAGAACGCAACAGAGCCACAGCCCGCCCUGUGUUAGUCCCAGAUGAACCGUGUUCUCUGUGGGAUUAAUUUGGAUGCAAUAAUUAGAUGGAUUGCCAAAAGGCAUUAUCAUCAGGAAGAAGUGGUAUUUAUUUUUAGUCCUUUUUAAUAACAAAACUUGUUUUUGUCCUGAAAAGAAGGAUCUGCAGAUAUGGUACAUUUGGGCUUUUUGUCUAGUUUUUUCUUGUGGAAGCUCAGAAACUAAAGGGGCAAAUGUGAUCAACCUUGAAGAAGUCUGAAUUUGGGGUAUCUCUGCUUAUCUCAUCAUAUCCCAGGCAGCAACACUGCAAUCGCUUGCCGCUAGGAACAUCUAAAGAGCUAUACUGGAGCAGCAGCAGCAUGAGAAGGUGUCCAGCAUACUGUCGGUACGAGAAGACUCUAAAUGGAGCUAUGUCACAAUUAUGCCCAUUGCUGCUGGAUUGAAAUGGCAAUGUCAUGUUCUGUUUUCCUUGUAUACUGAAGCAGGAGGGUGGGGGAGAAAUCAUGGAGACAAAACUCAUUGUUCAAUGUCUCUGUGAUUUCAAGGAUUCCAUUUCUGUGAUAGCAAAAAGCAAACACAGGUUCUUAUAGGCCAUGGCUUUUUUGGUGGAAAGAAAUGGGUGUGUGCGCCACAUUUGAUUGCUAAAGACUUGUCAUGGUGCCAUGAUGUAAACAAAGGCAGCUGAAUGGACUGCAUUACUGCUGGGUCUGGGGCUCUGCUGCUUCUACUUCUGAAGUAAUUCCCAAUUCAUUUUAGAAUUUGCAAGACUUAAAUCUUAGAAUUCAUGUAAUAGAAAACGAACAAGCUUAGCUGUCAGUGGGAAGUAAUGAAAAAGACAAACAGUCCAUAUAUAUAUAAUCAGCUCAACUUUGGAAACUCAAAUUUGAAAAAAUCAGGAGCAUCUUUAGGGCUUGGGGCAAAUAAUCAGUUUGAGCCUAAUCCAGUGGGCCAUAACUUACAAGAUCAUAUCAAAUAUCUGUCAAGACAUUUGUUUACUAUAGACAUGGGAAUACAUUUGGGGACCAGAAAGUUUUUGUAAUACUUUUUAAAACUAUGCUGAUUUGUGGAAAGAAACACUCUCAAGGAAGAGACAUUGUUUUUGAAAUGUCCAUCAAUAAGCCAUGUUAUGUGGACUGUGAGAAUGCUAUGUGCUCCAGCUACUCUGUAUCAGCUUCCUUUCCUUGCAAUCUUGGUCUUCUUUCCCUCCAAAUGAAUCCCAGUUUCAUGAAUUAUAUUUUUAGCAUAAUAGCUGUCAAAUACUUUCUGGUAAUAUGUGACUAUUUAGCAUCACGCUAUGGUUGGAUCACAUGGGUGUAUACACCCUCAUCAGUCCUGAUGAAGGGAGUAUCCAUAAUAUCAGGGUAUGAAUGGGAUGCUGACAGAACACUGAAGUUAGUCUCCAGUAAGUAGUUUUGACAUGGCAGAUAAACCACAAAUGGAAUGUAUGAAGUGAU